This is a messenger RNA of Mangifera indica (mango), 1395 nucleotides long. Its product is annotated as gibberellin 3-beta-dioxygenase 1-like. The record is from RefSeq and is a predicted model, not a curated record. The transcript is spliced from 2 exons. Bases 99 to 1223 code for a protein of 374 amino acids. Gene Ontology annotation, biological process: response to light stimulus; gibberellin biosynthetic process. NCBI's taxonomy places the organism in Eukaryota, Viridiplantae, Streptophyta, Magnoliopsida, Sapindales, Anacardiaceae. Gene Ontology annotation, molecular function: gibberellin 3-beta-dioxygenase activity.
CCUUUUUGCAUCGAAAAUCCAUCUCAGAAACUCAAUUCUUUUCUCUCUCUCUUGCAUAGCUUCCAUAGAUUCCUUCUUUUCUCAGAGAAACUUUCAUUAUGCCUUCAAGAAUCUCUGACGCCUCUGAAGCCCACCCUGUCGACCUUCGUUCCGGUCCCUCUGACUUUACCUCUCUGGAGGAAUUGCCUGACUCCUACAAAUGGACUCAUCAGUUCGACGACUUCUCAUUUACUCCUGUUGUCGAUUCCUCUUUAGUCUCCGAAUCCGUCCCUGUGAUUGAUCUCAAUGACCCUAAUGCUUGUCAACUCAUUGGCCAUGCAUGCACAAGUUGGGGCAUUUUUCAAGUCAUUAAUCACGGCAUCCCCACUUCCAUUUUCGACCAAACUGAGUCCACUGCUAAAACCCUUUUCUCUUUACCCCUCGAACAGAAACUCAAAGCCUCUCGACCACCCGGCUCUCUUCAUGGCUACGGCAGAGCCACGAUUUCUCCAUUCUUCUCUAAGCUCAUGUGGUAUGAAGGCUUCACUAUCUUUGGCUCACCUCUUGAUCAUUUUCGUCAACUUUGGCCCCAAGAUUAUACCAAACACUGUGAUGUCAUAGAAGAAUAUGAGAACGAGACGAAAAAGCUAGCGGCAAAAUUACUGUGCCUAAUGCUGGGUUCAUUGGGCGUAGGCAAAGAGGACGUUGAGUGGGCUGGGCCAAAUGGUGAUUUUGCAGAUGCUUCUUCUGCUUCGCAAUUGAAUUAUUACCCGGCGUGCCCGGAUCCGGACAAGGCCAUGGGUCUUGCUGACCAUACGGAUUCCACCAUUCUCACUGUCCUCUACCAGAACAGCAUCGGUGGCUUGCAGGUGAUGAAAGAGGGUGUCGGUUGGGUCACCGUGCCGCCCAUCCAGGGUGGACUUGUGGUUAACGUAGGUGAUAUACUUCACAUAUUAUCAAAUGGGUUAUACCGGAGUGCUCUACACCGGGUUAUGGUGAACCGAAAUAAGAAUAGGAUAUCCAUUGCAUGUCUAUAUGUGCCGCCUGGCAAUCUCCAAAUCUCACCACUGCCAAAGCUUGUCAGCCCAAGCCAACCUCGUCUCUACAGAGCAAUCACUUGGAACGAGUACCUUGGCAUAAAAAGUAAAUAUUACAACAGGGCAUUAUCAUCAGUAAGGAUUUGCAGUCCUCUGACUGGGUUGGCUGAUGAAAAUGAUAAUGAUACUGACGUAAAAGUGGGAUAGCUAGAUAAUCAAAUUCUUUGCCUGUCUUUUCAAUAAUUUGAUUGGUUUGCCGUGUUGUUGGGACAACUUGUUUAGUUCCUAUGAAAAGGGGCAAUUAAGUGGUUAUAAUAACUUACAAUAAACCCUGAUGAGAAUAUUUUAAUGAAGACAAAUGAGCCUCUAUUGUGACCUU